Messenger RNA from Thamnophis elegans (Western terrestrial garter snake), 4110 nucleotides. RefSeq names its product guanylate-binding protein 4-like. The record is from RefSeq and is a predicted model, not a curated record. Gene Ontology annotation, molecular function: GTPase activity; GTP binding. NCBI's taxonomy places the organism in Eukaryota, Metazoa, Chordata, Lepidosauria, Squamata, Natricidae.
CCGAGACGAGCGCAGGAAGAAAAAGAUCGCGCAGAGGUGCGAAGAGAGUCGGGGGUUAAUCCAGGCAUUUCUUUGGAAAGACGCUGCAUCCCCUCUUCCAAAGCCAGGAUGGAGGCUCCGGUGUGCCUGAUUGAGAACAGAAGAAAUCGCCCCCAUGUUACUCCGGAGGCCCUUCAGUUGCUCUCAGACAUCCGGAAUCCGGUGGUGGUGGUGUCCAUCGUGGGACCAUAUCGCACGGGCAAGUCCUAUCUGAUGAACAGGCUGGCUGGCAAAAAUUCAGGUUUCCCUUUGGGCUCCACAGUGGAAGCAAAAACGAAAGGAAUCUGGAUGUGGUGCGUUCCCCAUCCGGACAGGCCUAACCAAACCCUUGUCCUGCUGGAUACUGAGGGAUUUGGUGACACAGAAAAGGGCAGUCCUGAAAGUGAUGCCUGGAUCUUCGCUUUGGCUGUGUUUCUGAGCAGUACCCUUGUCUACAACAGUAUUGGGACCAUUGAUCAGACUGCCCUGCACAAGCUUCAUUUUAUGAUGGAGCUGUCUAAACAUAUCAAGGCCAAGUCUUCCUCCACUCCUGGAGAUACAGAUUCUGAAUUUGUUUGCUUCUUUCCAACAUUUGUCUGGGCUGCGCGAGAUUUCACACUUGUGCUGCAGCUGGAUGGGAAAUCCAUCACAGAGGAUGAAUAUCUCGAAUAUGUUCUGAAAUUAAAAAAAGGUGACAGCAAGAAGGAGCAGGCAUUCAAUCUGCCACGGAAAUACAUCCGACUGUUCUUCCCCACCCGGAAGUGCUUCGUCUUUGAUUGCCCUACUACACGUGAGAACUUAUGCAAUGUGGAACAGAUGUCGGAUGAUCAGCUGCACAAAGGUUUUGUGAAACAAAGAAAGAAAUUCUGUCAUCAUAUCUAUGAAACAUCUCAAGUAAAGACUCUUCCAGGAGGGCACAUUGUCACUGGCAACUUGUUGGCAAAGUUAGUCAAGUUCUAUGUGGAUACUAUCUGUGGGAACAUUCUCUGCCUGGAGAAUGAAGUCUUGGCCUUGGUGGAGAUUGAGAACAGGGCAGCCGUGGAGGAAGCUGUUGCUCACUAUGCGCAACUGAUGGAGAAAAGUGUGGAGCUACCCACUGAGACUCCCCAGGAACUUGUGGAUGUACACAAAAAAUGUGAGGAAGAAGCCCUCAAGAAGUUCAUGGCUCGUGCUUUCAAGGAUGAUAAACGUCUGUUCCAGGCUGAACUCAUGAAAACUGUGAAUAGCAAAAAGGAAGAGUACUGCAGCAAAAAUGAGCGGGAAUCUUCUGAAAUCUGUUCAGCUUUAUUGAGCUCACUCUCUGAGAACCUGGAGCAGAACAUCAAGAACGGAAGCUACUCCCGAUCUGGUGGCCACCAGGAAUUUGUAAAUGACCUCCAAAAAGUGGAGAAACAAUUCUUGGAGACACCUAAGAAAGGAAUAAUGGCAGGGAAAUUCCUGAAAGAAUUCCUCCAGAGCAAGGAAAACAUCAGCAAAACCAUCCUUCAAUGUGAUGUGAGCCUUCAAGAGAAAGAGAAGGAAAUAGCAGAUGCAAAGAUGAAAGCAAAAAAAUUAGAGGAUGAGGUUCAGAAGCAGAAACAGGAAAUGUGGCAACAGAAGUUUGAGGACCAGAAACAGAGUUAUGAGAUGACCCUUCAGAAGCUAAUGGAGAAAUUGGAGGAAGAAAGGAAACAGAUGAAGGAAGAGCAGGAGAAAAUGAUCCAAAGGAAACUGAAGGAGGAAUUGGCCGCUUUCGGCUACUGCGGCUAUAAAAAAUUUGUGAAAGGAGCACAGGAAGAAAAAGAUCACGGAGGGCUGCGAAGAGAGUUGGCGAGCGAUCCAUUGAUUUCUUUGGAAAGACGCUGCAUCUCCUCCAAAGUCAUGAUGGAAGCUCCGGUGUGCCUGAUUGAGAACAUAAGAAAUCGCCUUCAUGUUUCUCCGGAGGCCCUUCAGUUGCUCUCAGACAUCCGGAAUCCGGUGGUGGUGGUGUCCAUCGUGGGACUGUAUCGCACGGGCAAGUCCUACCUGAUGAACAAGCUGGCUGGCAAAAAUUCAGGUUUCCCUUUGGGCUCCACAGUGCAAGCAAAAACGAAAGGAAUCUGGAUGUGGUGUGUUCCCCAUCUGGACAGGCCUAACCAAACCCUUGUCCUGCUGGAUACUGAAGGGUUAGGUGACCCUGAAAAGGGCAGUCCUGAAAACGAUACCUGGAUCUGCUCUUUGGCCGUAUUGUUGAGCAGCACCCUGGUCUACAACAGUGUGGGGACCAUUGAUCAGACUGCCCUGGACAAGCUUCAUUUUGUGACGGAGCUGUCUAAACGUAUCAAGGCCAAGUCUUCCUCCACUCUUGGACAUACAGAUGACACGGCUGAAUUUGUUGGCUUCUUCCCAACAUUUGUCUGGACUGUGCGAGAUUUCACACUGCAGCUGGAACGGGAUGGGAAAUCCAUCAAAGAGGAUGAAUAUCUCGAACAGACUCUGAAAUUAAAAAAAGGUGACAGCAAGAAGGAGCAGGCAUUCAAUCUGACACGGCAAUGUAUCCGACUGUUCUUCCCCACCCGGAAGUGCUUCGUCUUUGAUUGCCCUACUGUACCUGAGAACUUACGCAAUGUGGAACAGAUGUCAGAUGAUCAGCUGCACAAAGGUUUUGUGGAACAAGCAAAGAAAUUCUGUCGUCAUAUCUAUGAAACAUCUCAAGAAAAGACUCUUCCAGGAGGGCACAUUGUCACUGGCAACUUGUUGACAAAGUUAGUCAAGGCCUAUGUGGAUACUAUCUCUAGUGGGAACGUUCCCUGCCUGGAGAACGCAGUGUUGGUUUUGGCAGAGAUUGAGAACAGGGCAGCCGUGCAGGAAGCUGUUGCUCACUAUGCUCAACUGAUGGAGCAAUGUGUGGAGCUACCCACUGAGACUCUCCAGGAACUUCUGGAUGUACACAAAAAAUGUGAGGAACAAGCCCUCAAGAAGUUCAUGGCUCGUGCCUUUAAGGAUGAUACACGUCAAUUCCAGGCUGAAUUCAUGAAAACUGUGGAGAGCAAAAAGGAAGAGUACUGCAGGAAAAAUGAGCUGAAAUCUUCUGAAAUCUGUUCAGCUUUAUUGAGCUCACUCUCUGAGAACCUGGAGCAGAAUAUCAAGAACGGAAGCUACUCCCGAUCUGGUGGCCACCAGGAAUUUGUAAAUGACCUCCAAAAAGUGGAGAAACAAUUCUUGGAGACACCUAAGAAAGGAAUAAUGGCAGGGAAAAUCCUGAAAGAAUUCCUCCAGAGCAAGGAAAACAUCAGCAAAACCAUCCUUCAAAGUGAUGUGAGCCUUCAAGAGAAAGAGAAGGAAAUAGAAGAGAAAAAAAUGAAGGCCAAAGCCAAAGAACUAGAGGAUGAGGUCCUGAGGCAGGAAAUGAAAAUGCUCCAACAGAAGGUGGAGGACCAGAAACAGAGUAAUGAGAUGAACCAACAGAAGCUAAUGGAGAAGAUGGAGGAAGAAAGGAAACAGAUAACGGAAGAGUGUGAGAAGAUGAUGCAAAGCAAACUCAAGGAACAGAAGGCUUUGUUGGAAGAGGGUUUCCGCAAGGAAUCGGACCAACUGAGAGAGGAAACCAAGCAGCUCAAAACCAAAAAGGAAGCUGUGGAAUCAUCAAGUUGGACCGACUCAGCUCUUGACUUGUUGAAAAAGGCAGCCCAUAUUGUAUGGCCGAUAGCUCUUUCGUAUUUUCUAAAAGGAUUUAAGCCUUUCUAAUCUAAAACUUCUGCUUGGAUUUUUUAAAGGCAUGUCCCCGCUUUAAGAGUUGUAUAACUUUUCAGGUGUCAGGUUUUUUUUUUUUUUUAAAGAAAUGAGAAACUCAAAGUGGUCUGGCAGAAGAAAAACAAGAUAAUUAGGGCAAUAAAUAGUAUUUUCUAAAUCAAUUUUCCAGACAAUUUUAUUUCAAAUGAAAUUUCUCUCCCAGAAAGUGCCUCUACUUCCUAGAAGGGACCUGGCUGCGCUCAUGAUACAGUUAUUUUAGAUUCAUUACGUAGAUUUAAACUCAUGGCGUGCAAAAUCAUUCUCAGACCUUAGGGAUUUCUUUAAGAAGGCUGAGAUUCAUGUCAUUGGAGGAUUUUUGAAAUAGCUAAUGAAUGCCAGUAG